AAUGACAGAAUUAUUAUUCCUCCAACAUUAAGAUCUGCGAUUUUGGAUGAUCUACAUUCUGCUCAUCUAGGAGCUGAUAAGAUGAAAUCAUUAGCACGCCUAACAUGCUGGUGGCCGGAAAUUGAUGCUGACAUUAACAAAAGAUCAAAGAGCUGUUCUAGCUGUUUACAUAAAAUGUCCUAUGGGAAGUCAUCGUGGACACCGUGGCCUGCAUCUUGUGAGGUUUGGCAGCGUAUUCAUGCAGAUUACUGUGGUCCAUUCUUAAAUUCAUAUUAUGCUUUAGUUAUUGUGGAUUCUUAUUCUAGAUGGCCAGAAGUCAUCAUUACAGAUAGUCCUAAUGCCAAAUUCACUCACAGAGCGUUGAGAAAGAUUUUUAGUCGAGAAGGAAUUCCAGAUGUCUUAGUUACUGACAAUGGUACUCAUUUUACGGAGAAGAACUUCAAUGAUUGGCUCAAACAUAUAGGUUGUCGUCAUUUGUACACAGCACCACGUCAUCCUCAGUCAAACGGGUUGGCAGAAAAUUUUGUACGAACAUUAAAGAGUGCUAUAGCAUCAAUGAGUCCUCAAAAUUUUGAUGAGCUAGAGAGAUGUGUGGAUAACUUCUUACUUCAAUAUCGCAAUGCGGAGCAUACAAGUACUCAUGAAAGUCCUGCAAAACUAUUCAAAUCUCGAAUUCUCAGAAAGCAUCUGAUGUCCACGACUUCUGAUGUACAUUAUUACAGAGGGAAUGAUUAUAGACCUUCUAUUGGUAUCAUACUACAAAGAAUGGGAAAUCGAAUGGUGAAGAUAUUAGACAUCGAAGAUAAUUCAGUUCAUAACAGACACUUGGAUCAAGUGAGAAUAAAUGAGGUAGGUCGUUCCGAUUAUGAUUAUAAUGACUCCGCUACUAAUCCUGACUUUGUAGAUAAUUCAGAAAUAAGUCUAGAUGAUACUGAUGGAAAUGAUAUCACAGAAUCAGUUAGAAGAUCGCAGAGACUGGCAAGCAAACCGCGAUAUCAUUAUAAAUACGCAAGGAGACAUUCAACGUGUGGCGGAUGUGGUGAUUGACUAUUUCUAUCUUUGUAUUGUUUAAAUACUUACUGUUGAUUGUUAAUAUUUCAUAUAUGAAUUGCAUAAGAAUUCCGCUAAAUACAAAUUCCUG
This is a messenger RNA of Trichobilharzia regenti, 1141 nucleotides long. NCBI's taxonomy places the organism in Eukaryota, Metazoa, Platyhelminthes, Trematoda, Strigeidida, Schistosomatidae. The record is from the annotation of a GenBank genome assembly.